AGAGGUUUUCUGGUCUCAAGCCCAAGACGGAAUGACGCGCGCGUGACUACCUCUCGCUCCAUUUUCCUGCACGUCCGUGGUCUCUGCUAUCAGCUACGAUACAAAGAAUCCGAGCAAGUUUAGGAUCACUUCUGUGUUUUCGGAAUCUCCAGGGCUGUGUUCGUAGAGAGGUGGCAAGGUACGAAUUUUACUAUUCUUUCAAAGGAAGUUUGAGAUUAAAAAUUUUGUCAUUCGUUUCUUUUUCCUCCAUUUUCUGGGCUACCAAACGGCGGUUUAAUUAGUCAGUCUUACGAUUAUCAAAUAUUGUUUUAUUGUUUUUUGUGAAAAAAUUAGUGACAUCCAUGGAGGGUUUACAGGCCUACUUUUUCCUUCCUGCUUCCUCUCUUGUUUCUUGCACCAAUUAAAACAAUACAUAAAUUAUAUGAAUAAAGGUUCUUCAUUUGCUUCAUAGUUUGCAAGCAUGCUCAUCUGCAAAAAAAAUCUUUGUUUAAAUCCUUAGUUCGUUGCUUCCACUGCUGAAAACCAUGUGUGGUUUGAUGUAGAGUUUCUUUCUUUCGGGUUUGUUACAUAUGUGCGUGUGUAUGCGCAUGUAUAUUGAGCACGCGGAGAAUCGUUCAAUCAAAUAUAAAUGCUAGCUAAGCUCUAAAUCGUGGUGUGUAGGAUCGAUCGUAUGAUUAAGUUAUGGUGAAUUGAAGGGUUGCAUUUGGCUGGUAACCUUUGUCGUCUGUGAACUUCAAAAUAAGUUAUGAGUAGGAUUGGAAAGGAUAACAGCAGUUGUGAUGUUGAAAGUGCCACCGAUGGAUCUUCUGCAGAUGAAGGACCCAGUGAACUUUCACAUAACCUUGAUCAUGAUAUUGCCCAACUCACGAAGCUUUGGUCUGGACCCCAUGAACUUUUGAGCCGGACUGUACCUUGCAGGUUGAGGUUACCCGUUUCAACGGUCAAAAUGUUGUUCGGUCGAGAAGGUAACUAUUCAGGUAGGGGGAGAUUUUCAUCAGCAGAUGGUUGCCAUGUAUUAAGCCGAUAUUUGCCUGUCAAUGGACCGUAUAGAGUGGAACGAAUGAAAAGCCGGGCUUAUGUUUCUCAAUUUUCAGCUGAUGGUUCUCUUUUUGUUGCUGGAUUUCAGGAAAGCCACAUUAGGAUAUAUAAUGUGAACAGGGGAUGGAAAGUUCAGAAGGACAUUCUAACAAAAAGCUUGAGAUGGACCAUUACAGAUACAUCUUUGUCACCUGAUCAGCAUUACCUUGUCUAUGCUAGUAUGUCACCUGUUGUACAUAUUGUUAAUGUUGGAUCUCCUGAAACAGAAUCACUUGCAAACAUUACGGAAAUUCAUGAAGGUUUGGAUUUUUCUGGUGAUAAAGAUGGUGAUAAGUUUGGGAUUUUCUCUGUAAAAUUUUCAAAUGAUGGGAGAGAGCUUGUAGCUGCAAGUAGCAACAGUUCCAUAUAUGUUUAUGAUCUUGAGGCGAAGAAACUGUCCCUCCAAAUUAAAGCACACAUGUCUGAUGUCAACACAGUAUGCUUUGCGGAUGAAUCUGGCCAUCUCAUAUAUUCUGGAAGUGAUGAUAAUCUUUGUAAGGUGUGGGACAGGCACUGCUUUAUCACAAAAGGACAGGCAGCAGGAGUCUUGAUGGGACAUGUUGAAGGCAUAACAUUCCUCGACAGUCGUGGAGAUGGGCGUUAUCUUAUCGGAAAAGACCAGACCAUUAAACUCUGGGAUAUAAGAAAAAUGUUCUCUAAUGCCAUGUAUCCAGUGCUUAGAGAUGAUGAAUGGGAUUACAGAUGGAUGGACUACCCUCCUCAUGCAAGAACUUUGAAACAUCCUCAUGAUCAGUCAUUGGCUACUUAUAGAGGCCAUUCAGUCUUGCGUUCUCUAAUUCGUUGUUACUUCUCUCCCUCGUAUAGCACUGGUCAGAAGUACAUCUACACUGGAUCCAGCGAUUCUUCUGUUUAUAUUUAUGAUCUGGUUAGUGGAGCUCAAGUCGCAAGACUGGACUAUCACGACGCACCUGUAAGAGACUGUAGUUGGCACCCGCUCUACCCUAUGGUCGUCAGUUCUUCUUGGGAUGGUGACAUUGCCAGAUGGGAGUUUCCUGGAAGUGGUGGUAGACCCAUUCUGCCGAAGCGGAGUAGGAGUCGAUGGAGAAAUUUCUACUGAAAAUGGCUCUUGGUUCUACACAGUUGCUUUUGAUAUUUGGGUUAACAUAUGAGUUCCCAAUCUUUUUCGUUAAACGGCUGUAGAAAAAUUGUAGUCACCAUAAAUAAAUGUAUAGUUUGUUAUUGUAUAUGGUUAAUUGUGGCUGCACACAAGUCUUGGUAAAUGUGUGUGGUUUUCAGCA
Molecule: messenger RNA, 2336 nt
Organism: Juglans microcarpa x Juglans regia
Lineage: Eukaryota; Viridiplantae; Streptophyta; Magnoliopsida; Fagales; Juglandaceae
Product: LEC14B homolog
Biological process (GO): proteasome-mediated ubiquitin-dependent protein catabolic process
Cellular component (GO): Cul4-RING E3 ubiquitin ligase complex
Molecular function (GO): protein binding
Source: RefSeq, a predicted model, not a curated record